This is a messenger RNA of Hemicordylus capensis (graceful crag lizard), 4195 nucleotides long. It is a transcript of the gene ACKR4, whose product is annotated as atypical chemokine receptor 4. The record is from RefSeq and is a predicted model, not a curated record. Bases 214 to 1281 code for a protein of 355 amino acids. The transcript is spliced from 2 exons. NCBI's taxonomy places the organism in Eukaryota, Metazoa, Chordata, Lepidosauria, Squamata, Cordylidae. Gene Ontology annotation, cellular component: membrane. Gene Ontology annotation, molecular function: chemokine binding; chemokine receptor activity; scavenger receptor activity. Gene Ontology annotation, biological process: G protein-coupled receptor signaling pathway; immune response; chemotaxis.
CUAGGCUUCUCUCUGGCUUACAUGCGGCAGGCAGCUGGUUUCCAGGAAAGUAAAACCAUUGCUGACAAAUGAAUUAAAGGAAAGCAAAUUUGCAGUGGAGACAAAAGGCGUGGUGCUGGGAAGGAAGACAAAGAUCUUGACUCAGACCUUGAAAACAACAUUCUACAGACAAAGUUCAAAACGAGAGCUCCAGUCACCAAAACAGCUUUUUCCAUGGAGCCACUUAUAAACUCUUCACUGGAGUACUACGACGACGGCUAUCAUGAUUGGAAUUCUACUUUUGAUUACAGUCUAUACGAAAUUGUUUGUGUCAAAGAAGCGGUGAGGGCUUUCAACAGAUCAUUCCUACCUGCAUUCUAUGCUAUUAUUUUCCUUAUUGGACUUGCUGGGAAUUCACUAGUGGUAGCAGUCUAUGCCUGCUUCAAGAAACUGAAAACCAGGACAGAUGUGUACAUCAUGAACUUGGCCAUUGCUGAUUUGUUACUUCUUUUGACUCUCCCAUUUUGGGCCGCAGAUGCUGUGCACGGAUGGGUGCUUGGUGUCCCCUUGUGCAAAAUCACCUCUGCUGUGUAUGUCAUGAACUUCAGUGCUAGCAUGCAGUUUUUGGCCUGCAUCAGUAUUGAUAGAUACAAUGCCAUUGUCAAACUCCAAGGACAACCAAGAGUUCCAAAGCAAUGCAGCAAAACCUGUUGCUUUGUCUGGAUACUUUCUGUGUUGCUGUGCAUUCCAGAACUAAUUUUUAACACAGUCAUGGAAUUCCAUGGCAAAUUUGGAUGUGUACCUAUAUUUCCUAAGAGCUUAGGAAAAAUAUUGAAAGCAACUAUUGAAAUCAUGGAAAUGACACUGAGUUUUGCACUGCCCUUGCUCGUAAUGCUGAUCUGCUACUCAGCCGUGGCCAGAACUCUAUUUAAGUGCCCCAGUGUUAAAAAAUCACAGCCUCUGAAAGUUCUUGCAGCAGUGGUGUCUGCCUUUAUUGUCACCCAGCUGCCUUACAAUGUUGUAAAGUUUUGGAGAGCCAUCGAUAUUAUCUACCAUCUGAUUACCGACUGCAACACAAGCAAAACCAUUGAUGUUGCAUUCCUGGUAACCAGGAGUAUUGCCUUGUUUCAUACCUGCCUGAACCCCGUCCUAUAUUUUUUUAUGGGAGCCUCUUUCAAAAUGUAUCUGGUGAAAAUAGCAAAGCAAUGUGGCCACUGGAGAAGACAACAUAGAACAGUAACUGAAGAGAUUCCUAUGGGCUAUGAAGAUUCUAGUGGACAAACAAGUAGUUUUACUAUUUAGAAAACAAGGAGAAGAGGGCUGUUCUGCAGUCCAUAUUAGCUACUCAACAUCUAGUUGUUCUAGGAUGAUUUUUAAUUAUCUGAAAAUACUUGUUCCUUGAUGAAGAACUAUAUCUUCUCAACAUACUUGCAUAAGCUGGUAAGUCUGGACAGGUCAAGUCCAGGAGCUUUUUCAGACACCAGGCUUAACCACGAGGCUUUACUAUGAGUACAGGACAUGACAGAUACUCACAAAAAGAGGGUUGGUUUUUUUUGCCCCGGACAUAAAUCGGGCUAGGUUCCAAUAAAGAGGGGGAAAUCCGAAUUGUGAAUGAAGUGCUCCUCAAUAGCUCGCAGGGACUUCGGAGUAAAUCUGACUGAUAUGUGAACACAUACACACCCUCCCAAAGUAAAGUUGCAGUAAAGUCUCCAUCUGAAAAAGCUCCUGUAGGGCACUAGAACAAUCUGAUCUCCAGGAGCAUUUCCAAACAGGGCUUUUAGCUUGCUUCUCCUCCGGAAUGGAGGGCGUGCAUUCCCAUAUCAGCCAGAUUGACCCCAAAGUCCCAGCAAGGAGCACUGCACACAUGAUUUGGGUUUUUCAUUGCACAUUGGAGUGGAGCCCGAUUUUUGUUCGGGGUAAAACAAAAUCCACUUUUUGCAGCAAUUUUUUUUGGGCAAAUUGGAACUUGUAGUAAACCUGAGGUAAAGCCUGCUGUCUGGAAAUGCUCCAGGCAUUUCUAGCAUAGUGAUGCCUUUUCCAUUUUUGCUCUUCAUUUAUAGUGCAGUAUAAUCUCGUGUAUGUUCUAUAUGAGUUAAAAAUUAUGAACAGAGGAAAUUCCAGCCUUAUUUCAAGCAAGAAUUACUUCAAACAAUACAUUUAAUGAAAUGAACAAAUGGGAAGAGAAAAAUAAGAGACAUGCUUAAAAAUAUGGAUGUGGAGGGAUUAGAUGCACCCAAAGGUGGUUUUCCUCCAGGCGGAUGUAUUUCCCCCUUGGGAUGCCUGGAUGAAGGAAGAGGAUGGAAAACCUCUUAGUAAAAUUUACCCAUGGUCCUGAUGCUAUGUUGCAUUUCCCCCUGGCCUCACCAGCUACUUAUGCACAGCGACGGGGCACUUUCCAGCUUACCCAAUCAACAGUGGUAAAAAGCUUCGGUAGGGCAGAUCGCAUUCGAAAUGUAAAUAAAGGCUAUUGUUCAAAGCUAUCAGGAGGGAGAGCAGUCUUGCGAAAACUCCACAAUCAGAAAAUACAGCAACUUUUUGCACUGCACAUACAACGUGCAUAUGCACUAUAUUGCAGUGAUUAAAUCUGAAACAAGGCAUCCAAAAUGUGAACGGCACCCUGCUGACAGUGUAGGGACUGCGGUGUCACAACACAGGAAGUAUGGAAACACACUUAGCAGAUACGUCGUGACCCCGUUGUAGGGUCUAAUCAGGACAUGGGCGACAUGUUGCUGCACAUUUUAGGGCAGAGGGAUGCUGUCUUUUGAGAUGCUGCAUGAGAACUGCUCCCUCAAAUUGCCUGGUCAUUAGCUAUGUUAAGCUAUAGAUAUUAGGAUCUGCAUGCCUUGAGGGGAAGCAGGAAAAGGAAAACCCAGGCCUAGAGAGCUGAUAACAUCAGCUCUCAAGGUAUCAACAUUGGCCUGAGGCAAAAUCAUCUUAUCUUAUGUAAUUUUUAUCAUUGAUUUGAUAUUUUAAAUCUGUAAAUUUCUUUGAAUGCCACAGCAGGAAGGCAGUAUAUAAACACAGUAAGUAAAUAAAUAAAUAUAUUUUGCCAUUGUAACAACAGCCCAUUGUUAACUAGAAUCUGUUUCUGAGAUGUUAAGAAUCCUUUACAGCUGUUAAAUUAUUGAACAGGGACAAAAAUAUACCUAGGCACCUUACAUGCAAGGAUGGCUGCUAUCGUUUUAUGGAAAUAAAUGAACAGGAUUUUUUGAUUGUUUAAGAUAAACUGUAACCAGUUACAGUAGUUGCAAAAAAAGUGGUCAGGACUUCAAGACUGGCUUGGUUUGUACAUGACAAAUUCAUGGCCUCUAGAAUAGGCUAGCUCCUGGCAGGCAUGCCUUGCUAACUAGGAAGCCCCUCUCAGAGGAAGGAGUUAAAAGGGAGGUAGAGAGAGUAUUUAGAGCCAGAAGAUAGCAAGCUAAAGAGGAGAGUAUCUCAGACUGGGACAGAAGGAGGUAGGCCUGGGAAAUAAGCCCCUCUGUGGAGCCUAGCUAGGGGAGGCAGAAGGAGAGUUUCCGUUAGCACAGACUGGGGACCUGGAAAGUGGCAGUGCUGCAACAUGCCCAGAGCUGCCUGUUCCCUGUAGACAUCCACAACUGUAUCUCACAGUAUUACCAUUAAAUGUCCAGAACUACUAUUACCAUGUAUGUGUACUUUGCACCUUGUAGAACACUGCACCUUGUAGUACCACAUACGGGCACCUAUCGCACCCUGUAGAACAUGUUGCUGGAGGAACCUGACAUAGUCAUUUAACAGUUUCUAAAACCAUGGGAAUGACAUUUUGAUGUUUGGUAAGAUUCAAUGGAAGUAGUUCCAGAUUUCUCAUAAGACAAUAGAAUAAAGCUACACAACUAGCAUUUGAAUUUAAACCAUAUGUUUUGUUAAACAUGCUUUAGCAUGCAAUUUUAUUUAAAAAUGUACAUUUAAAGAGAGCUCCCAGUACAUCAGUGUCGGCCCAUCCACUAGCCAGACGUAGGCAGUCGCUUAGGAUGCCAGUUCUUGGGGUGGAAGUGCUACAUGCCUCCCUUUCCCUCUCCAAGUAAUGACUGACAUGUUUGACUUUCUGGGAGCGCCCAUUUGCUCACCUCCUUGGAGGGGGCAUGGGGGAGUGUGUGAAGAGGAGGAGAAAGUAUGAACGAGCAAGCCAACCUUCUUUUUAUUCUCUUUAUUGUUAGAUUUAUAAUACUGCCUUUCAUUAAAAUAAUCUCAUAAAUAA